UUCGUCUUUCCUCCUCCUCCUCCUCUUGAUUUAUGGGGGAUGUUGUUGAUCUUUUAAUUCUUCUUUAUCUUAUCUUACUUUUCUUCCUCCUUCUCUUCAUCCAAUUCUUCUUCGGCUUCGUUUUCCUCCUAAUUUUCCUCCUCAUCUUCCUCUUGCAUCGUGUCUUUUUCGGCACCUUUUCGUGUUAUGAUUAUUUUCUUCUCUUCUAAUUCUUUUUAUCUUUUUCUUUCAUUUCUUUUACUUUUCCUUUUUUUCGCCUGCUUAUUAUUCGCCUUUUUCCUUUUUCGCUUUCUUCCUUCUUCCCUUUUCUUCUUCUUCUUCUUCCUUCUUCGCCUUCUUCUUUGCCGCCAUUUAGUAACCCCUUUUUCUCCUUCCGCAGGCGGGAUGCAGGAGAGAUGAGCACGGAGGUGUCCUCUCCCGGCGACGACGUGCUGGGCUGGGUCACGGAAACGGCGAUACGGGCGGGGUUUGCGGGCGUGGUGGGCAGCGACCAGGACCUGCUCCCCCUCCUCCAGCAGCAGCAGCAGGAGCAGGAGGGGGAGCAGCACGCCCACACGCAGCUCGACCGGCGGAACAGCAGCGGGCAGGUGGACGAUGAGGCGGAGCAGCGACAUUGGAACCGCCUAGGCAUGCUGCUGAUGGUGUCCACGAUGGCUGCUCUGGGCACGCUCGGCAACAUCUUCGCCAUCGCCGCCGUCAUGACCGAGGACCACCUCAAGAAGAAAGGGAACGUGCUGGUGGUGAACGUGAUGCUGGCGGGGCUGGUGGUGUGCGCCGGGGUGCUGCCCGCCUGGGUGGUGGCGCUGCUGGCGGGGUGGGCGCCUCCCACGCCCGUCUGCUCCGCCUCCUGGGUGCUGACCACGCUGGCCGCUCAUGCCUCGCUACUCACGCUGCCGUCUCUCGCCUGGGAGAACUCGAUGCGGGUGGGCGGACGGACCUUGGGAGUUCUGGUGCUCUCGAUCAUGGUGGCUGUGUCCUGGGCGGGCGCCACGGCCAUCACGGUGUCCCAGUGGGUGAUGGACCUGGCGCCGCGACACUGUGACCCUGACGCCAAGCCACGGGCCACCAAGCACACCGCCUACACCUCGGCGGUGGGAGUGACGCUGGUGGCCAUACCCCUCCUGGUGGCCCUCAUCAUCCACGUCCACACACUCCUGACUGGCCGCGGAGGUUCCAGGCGUCCUCUCCCGCCCACGGUUAAGCCUCCACAGGCCCUGACGCGGGACCUGGCGCUGACGGGGACCAACCUGGUGGUGACAGCGGUGGCGGGCGGCUGCUGGGUCGGGGGCCUCGCCGCGGACUGGUGGGUCGAUGAUCCCCACAGGUCAGGUGUUGCUUGGCUGCCCAUCGUGGCCGCCACCUCCUCCAGCUUCCUGUACGUGGCCCACAAGCCCUUCCGGGAAGCAUACGUCCAACUGUUCCACUACUGCUGCUGCAAGACCUCGGUAUCCCUCUCCCGCCGCGGGCGCAGCGGGGAGGCGGCAGCGGCUGCUGCAGCGGCGAUGGCAGCGGCCGCGAGGCCCCCCAGUGACGUGCGAGUCCACAUCAUUCCAGGAUACAACAUGUACACCACCGCCUCCGCUCGCGACCACCGGCCGCCCAGCCACGCCCAUGUCAAGACUCCCAGAAGCAAAGAAUCACGACGCCCCAAACACCACCACAAGAAGGACGUCUACGAGCUGUAGCUCCUCCGCCGCUCUGCUGAUGCUGCUCCUCCAGAUGACUGAUCUCUUCCCCUUCACUCACCGCUUUGUCCUGUGCGUGCGUCUACGUGACUCUGGCGCCCAUCAGCCAGGCGGAGUGUCUAGUCUGUCAAACCAUUGGGCAGUGCUAGGCGUGUAUACAGGCGUUAAGUCGGUCAUCACACACUUUGUAGUGACUGUGGCGGACAUUUCGUGAUUUUGAGCAACAACGGUCACGCGCUGCCCGCUGGUGUGCCUGCCCAUCGGUGUUGACACAACGUGUGAAAUGAUUGAUUUAUCACUGUGUCGGGCACUGUCCCAGUCUGGUCGGGAAUUUCUUAAUUCUAUUUUUUUAACGUUGUUGCCAAUAUUGAUAGUAUUUGCACAGUUAAACAAUACUUGGGUCAUUUCCUCCAGCAAAUUCAGAUUAAAUUUAGCACCAUUCCAGUUCUUAGAUAAAUUAAGCAUCAGAAAAUUAAUUAUAUUUUGAUAGUGUUUGAGAUGAAGCAAAGCAAAGUUUAAGAAAAUCGAAUUUUCAUUUAUUUCUAAUCCAAUAUUUUUUUCUAAAUAAUUUUUGUCAGAAGGUGUUGCCUUUGUAUGCCUCUGAGGUUCUUGAAAGGCACUUGAGAUGCACGAAUUUGCCGGGUGAGCGGCUGUACCCCCGCGCCUCUGCCCCCACCGGCUGGGACGCCACCGCCGCCUCGCAGGGGCCGCCGAGGGCCACAAAGACCAGUUCAGGGCUUCGGGCGUCGAGCCGACUUUCUCUCGCUAGCUUCGUAUCGGCCAAUGAACUUGACUGUGCUUGGAUAUCUCCCUCUCACAUUUCAAAAUCAUAAGUUUCUCCUUCGUGUUGUCAAACAGAAAGCGACGCGACAUCCUCGUCAUGAAACUAAAUCUUUAGAGAUAAAAUUUAGCAUCACUGCGGCGCGGAGUCUUAGCGAUCCCCGGGUGUCUUUCAACACCUGUCUUUGGGGGAAUCGCAUUUCAUACUUGAUAUGAUUAACUAUGUAUCGUGUACAAUAUAUAUUAUAACCGAACAUAUUUUAUACAGGCACAUAGACACCAGUAGUGAUUAUCAAGGACGAGCGUGAUGAACCUGAUCACAUUUCUGUACAGAGAGAAUCAGGUGCAGGGAGACAUUAGGAAUUCUAUCAUUUCAGAAAAUGAUAAUUGUCAUUAUACAAUGAAAAACUUAAAAUCCAGUACAAAAUUAUUUUUUCAUUCGUAGUGACUUGUAGGGAAGAAAGUAGAGCGAGGCGUGUGUAACGGGAAGCUGCCACACCGGUGGUGGCGCCGCCGCGGCCCGUCGGGCACAGCGGCCCUCACCCACUGGCGGUGGCGCGGCGCAUCCACCAGAGCUUGACGCGUUGCGGGAAGACUGUCGUCUCGCGUUACAUGCGGCGACACAGUCAGGCUUCGUGCGGGCGAAGCUCACCGCCUUGAGGUCAGUGAUGCACGCGUGCCGUUCGUCGUGUUAUCACUUUCACGACGCGGCGUGUCGUCCCGUUGUCGCGGCGUCCCUUACCUUUGGUGCGGGGCUCCGGCCAGCCUCGUUGGAGGCUGCAAGAUACAGAGCGUCGCCUGUGGCGGCGGUGGCGCCGCGUGCCAGUGGUGUGGCGGCCGAGCGGCGUGUUAGCAGGGGUGUCAGUAGUUGGCAGGUGUGCCAGUAGAGUAGACCACCGCGGGAAGGACGCACAGGGGACUCUCGGCGGACCCUCAUCAUGCACUCAGAGAGCAGAGGCUCGCCGGCCUUUGCAGCACGAGGCUCAUUUAGUAAUGUAAAGUGACGAUCCGCUUGAGGCGCAGCAGCCGAGGCGGUGGUGAUCCUCGCCGCCAUGACAACACCGAGGAAGGUUCCCCGUCCACGCCGCCGCCUUCCCGGAAUUGACCGACGUGGCCCGCCGGACAAGUCUCUGGCUAGGCUGGUUCUUUGCCUAUAAAAAGUAAUACCUAACCCACCGUAACACAUUUUCUCUCAAAAGAGAUAUACCUACAGAAGGCUCAAAUUGUCCAGCCACCUUUGCUACAAAUAUAUUAAACAUUUCUCCUCCCAAGCUCUUGAGCCACUCCGCCUCCCAUUACUCCUCCGGCCGAGAGUCCCGCCCGUCCCUCCUUCCAGCGGCUCACAACUCGCUGCGAAUCACGUUACUUUUCGUGACGUCACUGGCCACUCUGAACUUUCUCCCCUGAUACAUUCUGACUCACGGACGCCACAGCCAAUGCUAACGCAUUGGAUUUAUGUGCAGAGACAAAAAAGCAACCAAGAAGUUUUGAGAAACGACAUUUGCCUCGAGGGUUGCGGUGUGCGGUGAGUCACUGUGUACCAGCGGCGUGGGUACAAAGCCGAGGACGUCAUAGCUAACGAAUGAGAGGAUAUUUAGCCUUACUCGCGUGUUUAUGCCCAGUAGCAAGUGGGGAACUUGAGAAGAUAUAAGUAUUUUGAUAUCAACACCCCGUAGCUCCCCUGCUUCACUCAUAUCAGCGUCCUAGUCGGACGCACACUUCUUCUUGCUAUAAACACGGAUCUCCGAGUCUGGGACAAGCGAGCCGAGGCGUCUUGGCGGGGACAGAGGCCACAUCCCUGCCAGGCCUCGAGGCUCGCUGUACGUAGGAAUACAUAUCAAACAUUCGGCUUUCUCGUACUGUGAAAAUAGGAAUAAAUAUUAAGAGUCUUCGGAGUACUUGCACUAAGGAUUUGAACGUUAACAUUAGACACAGCAUCAAGGAUCGUUUCGGCUGUAGCAAAACCCAAAAGCAUUGAACUCACAAUCAUGCACCACGACACUUAUUACGAUAUAUUUUUGUAACUGAGCGCCUCCUGCCUCCCUGCUCCAGAGUGUAGCUGGCAGGGAGCUAAAGAAAGCGAGGUGGCAUCCUGCCCUGCGGCACGCCAUUCCUGGCCGAGGCGAGGACGAUGGCAUCCGUGGCGAGGGUGACCGACCAGUGAUCAGACUUAAUCUCUCUACAUUCGUGCCGGAAGGAAGGGUCCGCUGCACACCCUCAACACACUCUCACAGCUCUUUCAAAAGGGGCUUCCUGUUCGCAUCAAGACAUCUAUUUAUCGUGUGAGUUGCACUUUAUACAGUAGGACUAAAUUUCAUAUAUAUACUUACACUCUUGUCUAGACCGCGAAGAGUUUUUUGUUUGGCUCUAAGAAAAUCGGUUUAUAUUCGAGGAUGUCUGUAUUUUAAUCCUCCGGUGGCGGAGCAAUGUAGAGGGUGACUGUUUAGAGCUUUCCCCGGCCUUAGGUAACCCAAGAUAUUCGGCAGAACAAUUAUUCUGCAAGUCUGUUGAUGCUACCAUUACGUACAAGCCGCCCUCCUUCCGACUGUAUGACCACAGAGGUUGACUCAUGAAGAACAUAUUGUAUACUGUUUGUGCCCUCUAAAGCCGCGUCUACACUGUCGUGUGGUGACUAGCGGGCAGUGCUGCUGCCAGGCACACGCUGUCGGGGCAUGCCUGAAAUGUUGUCCAUACUGCACAGUAUGUAAGUUCAUCAGGCAAUUGUCAGGUUAACAGUAUCAAAAAGAAAUGCACAAAAAAGAUGAAAGGAAGAAAAUAUUUAUACACAGUACAUAAAAAGUUAUUGUCGUGCACUCAACAAAGGAUGGAGUGGCAAGUGCGAGAGAUUGUGAAAUCCAAAGCACCGGUGUUAGUUGUUUUACAUAACUGUGGGCACGCUCCGCCUCCCGUUUACCCUUUAUAGUUGCCAAAAAGUGUGCAACGGUGAGUUUCUAGCUUGUGUCUGCCCGUCACUGCACAACAAUGUGAAUGAGGCGUAAAAGUUUCGUAAUUGGCGUUCGCCUAGGAGACAAACACUUGACUGGCGCCUAAAUGCAGCGUGGAAGGAGGAAGCGACUAAACGUAAUCAGCGUUCACAGACUGCAAGAGCUUUCCUGUCCCAUUGCAAGGAAGGGCUUAUACGGCAAGGUAGCGCUGGCAGACCACAAGGAAGGGUCUGUCUGAAGAGAAGGGAGAACACGCCAUGAGCCAAGUCAUCGUGGGCACCUGCUAGCGUGGAAUGAUGACGGAAUUGCGCGUCAAGUUAUGAAAAAACCAAAGCCCGCGCUCGUUCAGGUGGGAGGACAGGCUUGUGCGUCACGUUAGCACAGACAGAUUUGCGCGUAUGUGUCUGUUGGGGUCAAGAGCCGAGUGCCAGAGUCGCUAGGCGCUGCCCCGUGACCUGCCUGCAUGCCGUGGGGCGCCACUCCGGCCCCCACCUCUCCACUGCCACUCCGGGAGGUGACUUUGUAAAACAGCGUUGCGUUUUGUCUCGUAGGUGUAAAAAAUGAAAUAUGAGAAACAAAGAGGAAAUACGACGCAUAAAUCGUAUUUCGGGAGUCGCGUAUAUAAAUUUCGCUGUACAUGUCAAAAUUUGUACUUGUUUCACGUAUUGGUGUUUCAACGUGUCAGUGACCUUCCAAUGUUCUGGCUGUUUCAUCCAACUGUUUCAUCUGAAGAAAAACUAUUUGUUUCGUCGUUGAUUGCCAAGUGCGCUAAGUACCUAUUAAAGUGUAGUGUAACAGAUAUCCUUAGUCCUGUGUGUGUGCCUGGCCCGUGUGUGUGUGUGUGUGUGUGUGUGUGUGUGUGUGUGUGUGUGUGUGUAUCCAUGUGCUGUGUGUGUGUGUGUGUGUGUGUGUGUGUGUGUGUGUGUGUGUGUGUGUGUGUUCGUCGUGCUGUACCAGUGAGCGAUGCUGCUUUCUGUUGGUAGCCAAGACGUGCUGUGCCGGUGGCCAUCUCUACCACUGUACAGGGACGGGACACAGCCCAGCGCGGGGCGGCCUGACCAAGCCUCCACACCCGUGCCAAGAGAACCACACUCCCAGCUUUUGUACGUGUCAGCUCUGCAAUAAAGUAAAUAGCGUUCUAUCACAGGCAGAGCGGUGUGCCUACCAAGUGCCUCAUGGCAAAGCCUAAACUUAAGGCUGAAGGAGGGUAGUCCAACGUUUUUAAGCUAAUAGUCAUCGUAAAGGAAAAAUUUAGCUUUGUAUGGAUUUCCCUUCCAAAAUUGUGUCACCUGUAGAGUGAGUAGGACCAAGGCUUAUUACCUGUAUGUGUUACGGCGUUAGUACUCUGUGGACGAUGAUGUAGUGAUGUUUUGUUCCUUAAUGUUAGAUGUAGUGCACUUGCUUUGUGAUUCUUUUGCCGAUGUCAGUCUCCCUCCCUACUUUACGGUCCAUUUUAUGAUGCAUCACGCACCCUCGAUUACGUAGUGGAUAUACAAAGUGAUGAAUGUACUCAACACUGUGAACUUUUGUACAUACUCAAGUACUCGAGGACCAGCAGGAGCCCGACACACGCGGAGGCACGAGGAGCAGGCGGUGCUGCCGCCGCUCUGCGCCGCGGCGACCACUGCCUCCUCCUCUUGGCUCCUCCACACGAUCAGAAACUCCACCGACCAAACAACUCCAAUCACACGCCGAGUGUUCCCGUGAGGCGCCGCGCGAGGGCGAGGGUGAGCGUGAUAACUCACGUCCAUGUAAUUUUGUCAGGAACGAAAAAUAUAACUCCAGAUUCUAUUUGUCUCAGUGUGAGGGUGAGGAUGCCAGCGUGUGACUGGAACAACAAACAUUUCGUUCUCGUGCUAGUAUUUAGCUUCUUAACAUUAAUGUUAUUUAUGAUGACUUUGAUAUAUUAUCCAUAUGACAUAAUACCAUAUAUAUUUGUAGAUGAGGAUAUCAUUUUUGCAUAUAACAGAACACACACAGACGUAUUACUUCAGUCACCCGUGGCGGUGAAGUACAGGCGGGCGGGGACCAAAGGAGCGGACACGGCAGUAACUAGCAAGACUAUUAAGAGACUGCGAGAGUAACGUUACUUAUUACCAAUAUUACAGCCCUGCCCCUCGCCCUUCCCUCUGCGCCCUUCCUCACACGUCCCGCUCGGGGUGCACACCCUUUGUAUAUUUUCUUUUCCUUACGGGUACCUGGACCGGUUUGUUCUGGGACGAGCGAACGCUCACUUACACACACACUUCCCGCGACUAACUUCAGUGUGUUAGUGUCUAGAACGAUAGUGAUGUGCUGUUAAAAGUUUCACACUCCUUCACGAGCGAUGCAUAAAUAGUGAAGCGACGAUGGAUAUUCCCAUGAUAAAAUUAACACACACACACACACACACACACACACACACACACACACACACACACACACACACACACAGUCAUAUUAUUGAGUAGGCAUACAAACAACUUUAGUAUAGCAAACUGAGCGGACCAACUACAGUCUACACUCGACACUAACAGAGGGAAGGGAGUCUGCAUGCAUCUUUACGGAUUAAAAAAGUCACACAGAUGCCCCAGGUAAAAAUAUGGAACGCUAAAUUAUAUGUGAGGACUUGAAGACAUUAUUGACGUUACCAACACAAGAUAAGAGACAGACGUGGCCUUUUAUCCCUGAGGCUCCCCAAGACCCUCCCAAAGGCUGAGGCGAGGGUCUGCUGGGCCUCAGGGGCUGAACGUGAAGGCGGUUCGGUUUUUCUUUAUUACGAGAGACGUAGAUUGAAGGUUGAUUUUUUAUGAUUACUUUUGUCUCACCGUAACGCAACUCAAAAAAAGACAUGUUUGGAUAUUUUGUAACACAGCAGAGAUACAACACUUAUCAAAGUAGGUCAUUAUAAAUAAACUGUCACUGAAAACAA
Molecule: messenger RNA, 8321 nt
Organism: Eriocheir sinensis (Chinese mitten crab)
Lineage: Eukaryota; Metazoa; Arthropoda; Malacostraca; Decapoda; Varunidae
Exons: 2
Coding region: 396-1685 (429 amino acids)
Biological process (GO): G protein-coupled receptor signaling pathway
Cellular component (GO): membrane
Molecular function (GO): G protein-coupled receptor activity
Source: RefSeq, a predicted model, not a curated record